AUGUCCAGCCCAUUAAUCGUCGACAUCCACACCCAUGUCUACCCACCCGCAUAUAUCGACAUGCUCCGCGCCCGCCACAAGCGCUGGCGGCCAGCGGACUCGUCAUACUCCGACAUCAAGGUCAAGCUCGACUUUAUGGAGAAACAGGGCAUCGACUGCAGCAUGAUUUGCCUCGCCAACCCAUGGCUCAAUUUCAUCGGGGAAGGACAAGCCUCUGAAUGGGCACAAAAGAUCAACAAUGACCUGGAAUCUACCUGUGUGCAGGCCAAUAGCGCUCAACCGGACAAGCUGCCACAUCUCUUUGCCUUUGGUGCCCUACCACUCGGCGCGCCGCAGCAGGUCACCGUGGCGGACGAAGUGCAUAGAGUCAGUACCCUCCCUCAUAUCCGCGGCGUGAUUAUGGGGACAACCGGACAAGGCAAUGGCCUGGAUGACCCCGAGCUAGAGGCUGUUUGGGAGCCCUCCAAGACACCCAGCUCAUGCUCUUCUUGCAUCCGCACUAUGGCUUGCCGGACGAGGCAUUCGGGGGACCUGAGAUCGUUCGUCGCUACGGUACGUUCUCCCGCUGGAGAUACUCUUUCGCCACACUUGCACUAA
Messenger RNA from Penicillium canescens, 597 nucleotides. RefSeq lists its product as uncharacterized. Gene Ontology annotation, molecular function: carboxy-lyase activity. Gene Ontology annotation, cellular component: cytosol; cytoplasm. Bases 1 to 597 code for a protein of 198 amino acids. The record is from RefSeq and is a predicted model, not a curated record. Gene Ontology annotation, biological process: secondary metabolic process. NCBI's taxonomy places the organism in Eukaryota, Fungi, Ascomycota, Eurotiomycetes, Eurotiales, Aspergillaceae. The transcript is spliced from 2 exons.